AGACGAGGAGGACGCUCGGAGGAGCAGGAAUAGAGGGCAAAAUGUACAACAGACUUUACGCGUCUGGGAAGAAAGGUCCCGUGGCCAGACGGCAAGAGGACACGCGUAGGAAAAACAUUGUCGUUUGCCUUUAUCCAUGACGUGCAGGGGGUGCAGCUGUAAUUGCAAUUGGGAAAUGGAAACCCCAGCAAAAUAUGGAAUUCGGGACGGAGAAGCUGCGGAGGGCAUGGGCCACCACGGAAUCCAACCCCCAUGACAUGGAGGCAUGGAGCUUGAUCAUACGUGAUGCCCAGAAUCGAGCCAUAGACAGUGCUAGACCCAUCUUUGAACGCUUAGUGACGACUUUCCCCACCACGGGAAAGUUCUGGAAGAUGUACAUAGAGCAAGAGAUGAGGUCUUAUAAUUUUGAAAAAGUGGAAAAGUUGUUCCAGAGAUGUUUAACAAAAGUUCUCAACAUAGACCUUUGGCGACUAUAUGUGACAUAUGUGAAGGAGACAAAGUCCAGCUUACCCACAUACAGAGAAAAGUUGUCUCAGGCAUAUGAGUUCGCCACUGAUAAGAUUGGAAUGGACUACAAUUCCUAUACUCUGUGGAACGACUAUGCAAAUCUGCUGAAGAAUGUUGAGGUUGUGGGUUCUUAUGCAGAAAACCAGAAGAUUAUGGCAGUCAGAAAGGUGUACCAAAGAGGCAUUGUGACCCCAAUGGCCAACAUCGAGCAGCUAUGGAAAGAUUACCUGGACUUCGAGAAGAACAUUAAUCCCAUUAUUGCCGAGAAGAUGAACAUCGAGCGAGGCCGUGACUACAUGAAUGCAAGAAGAGUCGGAAAGGAGUUGGAAACCGAGACGAGAGGUCUGAACCGUCAUCUACCAAGUGUGCCCCCCUCAGGCCUACCCGAAGAAACAAAGCAGGUUGAAAUCUGGAAGCGAUAUAUUAGAUGGGAGAAGGACAACCCCUUGAGAACAGAUGACCAGACGCUGGUUACCAAACGUGUGAGAUUUGCGUAUGAGCAGUGCCUCCUCUGCCUGUCCUAUCAUCCGGAUAUUUGGUAUGAAGCGGCACUCUUCCUGCAAGAAUCCUCCAAGCUCCUAUCAGAAAAAGGGGAUGUGAACGCCAGCAAAAUCUUCAGCGAGGAAGCAGCUCAAAUCUACGAACGUGCUAUCUCUGGUCCUUUGAGAAGGAACCAGCUCCUGUACUUUGCCUAUGCGGAUUUUGAGGAGUCCCGCUUGAGAUAUCAGGAAGUGCAUAAGAUUUAUCAGCGGUACAUAGAAAUGGAGGAUAUUGAUCCAACCCUGGCCUACCUUCAGUAUAUGAAAUUUGCUCGACGGGCAGAAGGGAUAAAAUCCACAAGAGAGGUCUUCAAGAAAGCACGAGAGGAUAUUCGGACAAAGUUCCACAUCUACGUUGGUGCUGCUCUCAUGGAAUACUACUGCACAAAGAAUAAAGACAUUGCUUUUAGGAUAUUUGAACUGGGACUCAAGAAGUGCCCGGAUAAUGCAGAUUACAUCAUGGCCUAUGUUGACUAUUUAUCCCAUCUGAAUGACGAUAACAACACGAGAGUCUUGUUUGAAAGAGUGCUAACCUCAGGACAGCUGAAAAAUGAGGACACUGUUGGGCUGUGGAACCGUUUCCUGGAAUUUGAGUGCAAUGUUGGUGAUCUUGCGUCCAUUGUCAAGGUCGAGAAGAGAAGAGCUCAUGUUUUGCAGAAGCUGCAAGAAUUUGAGGGCAAAGACACAGCACAGCUUGUUGACCGGUAUAAGUUCAUGGAUCUCUACCCGUGCACACCUCCCGAACUGAAAGCCAUUGGUUACCGCGACAUAUCAACCCACAACAUGAUCAUCAACCCAAAUGUUCCCAGAGGAUUGUCAAUUCACGACUCUCAGGAGCCGACCUAUGCACGACCCGACUUCUCUCAGAUGAUCCCCUUCAAACCCAAGGCCAAAUAUAUCCCUGGAGAACACCCAGUCAAAGGUGGUGCUUUCCCUCCACCUCCUGCUGUUGCCAAUCUGCUGUCCAUGCUGCCGCCUCCCCAUUGCUUCCGAGGUCCCUUUGUCAAGCUUGAUGCAUUGGUUGACCUCUUCAUGAGACUGAAUCUUCCUGAACAAGGGGGUCAAUGGUCAACUACUGGAAGCCAUGAUGUCAGACUGUUUGAACUUUCCAAAUCCGUACACUGGGUGGUGGACCCCAGCGGCGACCGGAAGAGAAAGCUGGUUCCUGGUGACGAUUCAGACGAUGAAGAUGGGAACAAACCCGUUUUAACAAGUGAUAUUUACAGAGCCAGACAACAGAAAAGAAUGAAAGAUCAGUCAUGACUGGGAAACAUAUCCAUCUCAGCUUCAACAAAGGAACACAAAGAAAACCAACUGAAAAUCAGUAAAUGUGAUUUUAAAAUCAUUGAAUCAUGACAUAGCUAUUUUUUUGUUGUAUGGAACCUCUAUAGCUUGUAUUUUAAUGCCACAAAUGAUUGUUAAAGGAAAUCAACAAUGCUUUUAUUUUACAAUUCUAUUGAUUCUUAGAAUGUUUAUAAUGUGUCCAUUGUAUAUUAUAUAAAUUAAGACCAUGACUGGUGUUGGUAAAAGGCAUACCUCGAGUGGUUGUAUAUUCUUGGUAUUUUGCAUAAAUUCCAACAUAAACCUAGUAUGUAUAAUAAACAGAAUGAGGAAAUAAGGACUGUUCAGAAGUACUUUUGAUCAUUACACUGUAUAUGUCAGAUUUUUAAAAUGUUAUUUUUAGAAAUAAAUCUGGUUUUAUUCAUAAUGUUUCACUUAACAACAAUGAAAACUAAGAGGGUUGUUCAUUCAUAGAAAGAAAGAAGUGGUUGAUCAAGAAUUUAGAAUUAUAUUUUAUACAUAGAACUCGGAAAUUACUUUAUAAAAUGCUCAAGUAAUUGCAUGCUAUGAUGUACAUCGAAGAUGAGAAGGCAUUAUGACAAUUGCAAUAACUGUUAAUCUGGCAUAUAUAGAUGAUAUCGGACAGGAAGAAAGUAGAUAUAUCAUAGAUUGCCUUUGCAAAUGGUGCAAUAAUAAUGUAUAAUUCAUGAGUGUCCACAAGAAUCCAUACAUAGGAAACUGGUGUGUUUAAUCAGUAAUUGCUAUAAUUCAGCAAUGAAAAACAACCAAAUGACGAUGUGCGAGAUACAGGUUGAGGUACAAUGAAGUUUUGACAGAGCAUCUGUUACCUUUUGCUAAAGAGUAGAAUGAACAACUUGUUUUCUAUAUAGUUGUUAUUUUUUUAUUAUUAUUAUAGUAUCAUAGUGAGUUCUCAGUAGUUAUUUAUAAUUUUGAAUGCAAUUACAUACUGCAUUGCAGAAAUGUGUUGCUACUGCGGUAAAAACACUGAUGGUUGUACUUUGCAAAUGUAAAAUGAGGAGCUAACACUGUAAAGCUUUUUAUUUCUUAUAUUUUAAUUUGAUCAGACACUUAAUCCAUAAUCUAACAUUCUGACAAUUUGUGAGCUUCCUCACAUACAAAGCGACUUCCUCACGUACACUUGGAAAGCAGCAAGUCCAGGUAGAGUUUUAGUAUUUGCUGGAUACCUACUAAGUUUUCAUUAUUUGCCACAGGAUUUCAUGAGGUGUUUGCUGAAGGACGACAUGAAGCGUCAGUAAUUGCUUCAAGACUUCAUACAUUAUUGUAUAACUCAAAUGCAAGUAUCUGUUGAGUAACUUGGCAAGAUGAUAUUUUGAAAAAUUCUAGUAGUAGAUGGAUUUGAUAUUCAGAUUAUUACUAUUCUUUUGAACAAUAUGACUUGUCAGUACAUAUUUUGAACUUUUAUGUACAAAGAAAUCUACACAUUUUACCUGAAGUAAAAUAAUAAAGUUGACUGUUUUUA
Penaeus chinensis is the source of this 3828-nucleotide messenger RNA. RefSeq names its product protein suppressor of forked-like (gene su(f)). The record is from RefSeq and is a predicted model, not a curated record. The transcript has 15 exons. The coding region runs from base 195 to 2309 and encodes 704 amino acids. Gene Ontology annotation, biological process: mRNA 3'-end processing. Lineage: Eukaryota; Metazoa; Arthropoda; Malacostraca; Decapoda; Penaeidae. Gene Ontology annotation, cellular component: nucleus. Gene Ontology annotation, molecular function: mRNA binding; protein binding.